This is a messenger RNA of Rubroshorea leprosula, 1388 nucleotides long. The record is from the annotation of a GenBank genome assembly. Lineage: Eukaryota; Viridiplantae; Streptophyta; Magnoliopsida; Malvales; Dipterocarpaceae.
GAGAUCGAGAGAUCAGAGGAGAUGGACGCGAAACAAGACGGUUUUCUGAUAUCUUCAUUCAACACUCGAAUCACAGAGGUAGAGGAACUCAUUACCGCGAGCAACACCGACGAGCAGCGUCGGAGAUUUUUCGGAAGUUGAUGCAGGAUUUAAGGCGUGGAGAUGUAGGUGCAGAUGAUGAAUGACAAAUUGCGUCCGCACCAUUGGUUGUUUGGCAAGUUAGGGAAAUGAACGAUUUACGAUGAAUUAAUUGAAUAAAAUCCCUCGAAAUUGCAUCUUGAUUCAUUUUUGGAGGAUUGUCGGUGUAUCCGGCGAUGUUUGAUCGAAUUCUAUCUCCGGUGCUCUACGAAUCCUAUCUCUGGUGAUGUACUUUUGUUUUACCUCAAUUCUCCGGCGAUAACGGACCUCAAUUCUUUGGUGAUCUACUAAUCGUUUGUUAUCCACACACAGAGUUCUCUAUUUGGAAUGUGGAGAAGAAGAAUCAAUUACAAAGUCUUUGCAGGCUUAAAUUGUUGAUGUACUUUGCAUGGGCCAGAGAAGCAGAGCCUUUAAUCUGCUUUUAGCUUGUUGCAAUGGAAACAGCACUUAUGAGCUGAUGAUGUUUAUAUUCUUACAUACUGUUGAUAAUCCCUGAUCCUCUGGUAAGUUGCAUGUCAUUGAAUUUUAGUUCCAUUGCAAAUUCAUGUUUUAUUUUGAGCAAAGUCUGUUUUGUACAUAUAAAACAGUCCAUAAUUUAUUAGAAAACUUGCUUUCAAUGGAAAUCAUCAUGUUUGAGAGGAUGGGCAGAAAAAAGCGACGGAAAAGAAAAAAUGUUUGGUAUUUGGAGAUUUUCUCAUUAUUAACUCGGCAUAUCAACAUCCAACCUUCACAUUUAUCUCUUUAUGGUUAUUUUCCUUUUAUUUUGAGAGAUUUCAGAAAAGAAAAAUUUGCCCAGUUUUGGUGAAAUAUGGGCUUGAUGGUGGUUUGUUUAUACAUUUUUGCUUCCAUUUAAUUAGUUUUUUCAUGUCAGUCUCUGUGCCUUCACUUUCACAAUCCAUCUAGAUGUUUCUGUGCUUCCUAGAAGACGAAAUUUUUUAUUACAGUGGUCUUGAAGGACCACCUUCAUCCUUUUUGGUUUUACCUACCAUAUUCUGUCUCAUAUUAUUGUUUAGUAUAUUUAUUUUACAAAGCUAUUAUCGGAUUAUGGUUUAGGUUUUUUUUGGUAGACAUUUGACAACAUAAAACGAAUAACAGUAAAAAAAGCACGUUGGGUAACUCAUUUAUCAUCAGGUAACAACCGCUCUCAAGGGGAUCUCUUAAGUGGUUAAGAACUUGAAAUUCUAAGUUAGAGAUCUAGAGUUUGAAUUUUAAGAUGGGUGGGAAGGAAUUAAGAAAAGGGGAGGGCUAUC